AAGCAGCCUAGUUGAUUGUGAGCUCCCUAGAAGAAAACACCACCCAUCCCCAAGAGUGAUCAGCUCCUAUUGUCUAGCCUAAAGAAAACCCUUGAAUCAUCAGCUUACCUAUAAACAAAUCUAGUGUUCUCCCUUCAAGUAUUGUAAUUUAUCUACAAAAAUCCCCACUCACCCUCCAGUCAGUGUUCUGAUGCUUAGAUCCAAAUUAUUCCUCAGUUCCACUGGGACUCCAUAUUCUCCUGACUGAUCGUGCUGGGAACUCUGCCUGUCUCCUGCCCUCAGCUACCAUCAUCAUCUGGGAAUCCCGACCAGUUCAAAGUUCAAGCUUCAGGGAGCGAUGGGAAAGAAGAAGUUCAGCGGAUUAGAACUCUCCCUGAUUGUCCUCUUCUGUUUGGUGGUGAUUGUAGCCUGCAUUCUGGUUGCACUUUUAGCAACAGGACAAUCUGGACUCCAAGACUUUUCUCCGAACUGUCCAGCAGUAAGCCUCUCAGAGAGAAUUGACUGCAUUCCUGAUCGAGGGGCAACAAAGAGCUUAUGUACGCUGCGUGGCUGUUGCUGGAGUCCACAAAAUGAAACAAGCAUACCAUGGUGCUUCUUCUCCAAGAGUCAUGGGUAUAAGGUAGAAGGAGGUGUGACGCAAACAAAUACAGGUUUUGUAGCUAAGUUAACGAGGCUGCCUUCACCUUCCCUAUUUGGAAAUGAUAUUACCACUGUCCAACUCACGGGAGAAUAUCAGACAACAAAUCGCUUCCGGUUCAAGAUCACUGAUCCUAAUAAAAAAAGAUUUGAAGUUCCUCAUGAGAAUGUAAAAGAUUUUGGUGGACCUGCAGCCUCCAAUUUAAAGUAUAAAGUCGAUAUCAUUCAGGACCCUUUUGGUAUCACUGUGACGAGAACAAGCAACAGCAAAAUGUUGUUCGAUACUAGAAUAGGACCACUUCAGUAUGCUGACCAGUAUUUGCAGCUCUCAAUCAAACUACCCAGCAGCAACAUUUAUGGAAUCGGAGAACACGUCCACACACAAUACCGGCAUGAUGUUAACUGGAGAACGUGGCCCAUCUUUACCAGAGAUGCUUUCCCCAAUGGAGGCACUCAUAACUUGUAUGGAGCUCACACUUUCUUCUUGUGCUUGGAAGAUCACAGUGGAACCUCUUUUGGUGUGUUCUUAAUGAACAGUAAUGCCAUGGAAUUUGCUCUCCAGCCUGCCCCAGCAGCAACUUACAGAACAACCGGUGGAAUUCUAGAUUUUUAUGUCUUCUUAGGAGACACUCCGGAGCAAGUUGUUCAAGAGUAUGUAAAGCUGGUAGGAAUGCCUGCAAUGCCUUCAUACUGGAGUCUUGGAUUCCAACUUAGUCGCUGGAAUUAUAACUCUCUUGAUGAGUUGAAAGUUGUGGUAGAAAGAAACAGAGCAAUUGGGAUACCCUAUGAAAUUCAAUACACUGAUAUUGACUAUAUGGAGGAGAAGAAAGACUUUACUUAUGACGAAGUGAAAUUUAAGGAUCUUCCUAACUUUGCUGUGGACCUGCAUAACCAUGGACAAAAAUACAUUAUUAUACUGGACCCUGCCAUUGCAAACUCCUCUCGCCUUAAUAAUAUUCCAUAUCACUCCUAUCAGAGAGGAACGGAAAUGAAAGUGUGGGUAAAUGAAUCAGAUGGACUAACAGCACUCAUUGGAGAGGUGUGGCCAGGACUGACUGUGUUCCCUGACUACACCAAUCCAGAAUGUACCAACUGGUGGGUAGAAGAAUGUAAGCUCUUUUACGAUCAAGUGAAGUAUGAUGGGAUUUGGAUUGACAUGAAUGAAAUAUCCAGCUUUAUAAGAGGUUCAACACGUGGCUGUCAGCCAAACAACUUAAACUAUCCUCCUUUCACUCCCAGUAUUCUCGAUGGACUCAUGUAUUCAAAGACACUUUGCAUGGAUGCAGUGCAAUCUUGGGGAAAACACUAUGAUGUUCACAAUCUAUAUGGAUAUUCCAUGACUCUUUCUACUGAUAAAGCUAUACAAGCUGUUUUCCCUGGAAAAAGAAGCCUUACUAUUUCUAGGUCUACUUUUGCUGGAUCAGGCAAUUACACAGGACAUUGGCUAGGGGAUAAUGCUGCUACAUGGAAUGAUCUGAGAUGGGCGAUACCAGGAAUGCUGGAAUUUAACCUCUUUGGGAUACCUUAUAUUGGUGCAGAUAUUUGUGGUUUCUUUGAUAAUGUCACAGAAGAACUUUGCAGACGAUGGAUGCAAGUUGGAGCAUUUUAUCCAUUUUGCAGAAAUCACAAUGCUGAAAAUUACGCGCCUCAGGAUCCGGCUGUAUUUGGGGCAGAUUCUGUUUUGGUGAGAUCAUCAAAGAACUACUUGAACAUUCGAUACACUUUACUGCCCUACCUCUACACCCUUUUUUACAAAGCUCAUACACAAGGAGACACAGUAGUGAGACCACUUCUUCAUGAGUUCUAUUCAGAUGAAGCAACGUGGGCUAUUGAUCGACAGUUCUUGUGGGGCCCUGGUCUUCUUAUCACUCCUGUACUGGACCCAGGUGUGGAAACAGUGACGGCAUAUAUUCCUGAUGCAGUAUGGUAUGACUAUGAAACAGGUGGAAGAGUAGUAUGGAGAAAACAACAAGCAGAGAUGUAUCUCCCAGCAGACAAACUAGGACUUCAUUUGAGAGGAGGCUACAUUUUUCCUAUCCAGCAACCAGCUAAUACAACAGUGUACAGCCGCAAGAAUCCAAUGGGACUUAUAAUUGCAUUAGAUGACAAUAAACAAGCAGCUGGAGAUUUAUUCUGGGAUGAUGGAGAAUCUAGAGAUACAGUGAAAAAUAAGGCCUACAUUUAUUACCAGUUUUCAGUUGCCAAUAAUAGCUUAAAAAUUAAUGUUUCGCACAUGAACUACACCGAUCCCAACAACUUAAUGUUUGAGGAAAUCAAAAUCUUUGGAUUGCCUCUUCAACCUACAAUUCUUACUGUGUCUGUAAAUGGUGUGGUGGAGAAUUCUCCUCAUAAUAUCAGCUAUAAUCCUUCAGAUAAGGUUACCCAUGUAACUGGGCUUCAACUUGAGCUAGGAAAAUCAUACUUACUGGAAUGGAAUCAAGAGUUAAAUAACAUUGAAAGAUUUGAUUGUCACCCUAGUCCCAAUGCAACACAACAGACAUGCGAAGCCUUGAACUGUAUCUGGAAUCCUGUCUCCACUGAUAAUGUUCCAUCCUGUUACUACCCUUCUGACUAUGGUUAUUCUGUCAGUCAAAUUAAAUACACCUCUUCAGGUUUAUCGGUGAACCUCAACAGAAAUGGUAAUUAUGCUAAUCGUGCUACGACUUCUACUACCCCUAUCAAUACACUUCGCUUGGAUGUGACCUAUCAUGACAACAAUAUGCUGCAAUUUAAGAUUUAUGAUUACAGCAAUAAAAGAUAUGAGGUUCCAGUACCACUAAAUAUCUCUAGCAGUCCUACAAGUACAUAUGAGAAUCGACUCUAUGAAGUAACAAUUCAGAACAAUCCAUUCGGCAUCCAGAUUCGACGCAAAAGCACAGGGACAAUUAUUUGGGAUUCUCAGGUACCUGGCUUCACCUUUAGCGACAUGUUCAUUCAGAUUUCUACCCGUCUGCCAUCACAGUAUAUCUAUGGAUUUGGUGAAACUGAACACACUACAUUUCGGCGUGAUAUGAACUGGAACACCUGGGGAAUGUUCGCCAAAGACCAGCCCCCUGGUUACAAAUUGAAUUCUUAUGGUGUCCAUCCUUUUUACAUGGGCUUAGAAAAUGAUGGAAAUGCUCAUGGAGUCCUCUUACUUAACAGCAAUGCAAUGGAUGUCACAUUCCAGCCAACUCCUGCUCUGACGUAUCGCACUAUUGGAGGAAUUCUGGACUUUUACAUGGUGUUGGGCCCAACGCCAGAACUUGUUGUUCAGGAAUACACUGCACUGAUUGGACGACCAGUCAUGCCACCGUACUGGGCUUUGGGAUUCCAGUUAUGCCGUUAUGGAUACAAAAAUGACACAGAAAUCUCUGACCUGUACGAGGCCAUGAAGAGAGCUCGGAUACCUUAUGAUGUACAAUACACGGAUAUUGAUUACAUGGAACGGCAAUUAGACUUUACCCUCAGCCCAGACUUUGCUGGACUACCAGCUCUGGUUGACAGAAUGAAAACGGAAGGAAUGCGAUUCAUCAUUAUCCUGGAUCCAGCCAUUUCAGGCAACGAAACCAAUUAUCUAGCCUACACAAGAGGUGUCCAGGAAGAUGUUUUUAUUAAAUGGCCCAAUAGCAGUGAAAUUGUGUGGGGAAAGGUUUGGCCAGAUUUUCCCAAUGUAGUUGUUAAUGAAUCGCUAGACUGGGACACUCAAGUGCAGCUGUACAGAGCUUAUGCAGCUUUCCCAGAUUUCUUCCGCAAUUCGACAGCAAAGUGGUGGCAAAGAGAAAUAACAGAAUACCACACUAACCCAAAUCAACCAAAGAAAAGUGUGAAGUUUGAUGGCUUGUGGAUUGACAUGAAUGAACCAGCAAGCUUUGUUCAUGGAUCAGUCAAAGGCUGUAAAAACACAGAGCUAAACAAUCCUCCCUAUAUGCCCAGUUUGGAAUCACGGUCACUUGGGUUGAGUCACAAAACCUUGUGCAUGGAAAGUGAGCAGAUCCUGCCAGAUGGAACCCCUGUUAGACACUAUGAUGUGCAUAAUCUCUAUGGAUGGUCACAUGUAAAACCUACCUAUGAUGCUUUACAGAGCACCACUAAUGAACGUGGAAUUGUUAUCACCCGUUCAACGUAUCCCUCUAGUGGAAAAUGGGCUGGACACUGGCUUGGCGAUAACACCGCAGCUUGGGAUCAACUUUAUAAAUCUAUAAUUGGUAUGAUGGAAUUCAGCCUUUUUGGAAUAUCCUAUACUGGAGCAGACAUUUGUGGCUUCUUCAAUGAUGCAGAGUAUUACAUGUGUGUCCGUUGGAUGCAGCUGGGAGCAUUUUAUCCAUUUUCCAGAAAUCACAAUACCAUAGGCACAAAGAGGCAAGAUCCUGUUGCCUUUGAUGCACAAUUUGAAAAUAUUUCCAGAGAUGUACUCAAUACAAGAUACACACUGUUACCCUAUCUCUACACAUUAAUGUAUGAAGCCCAUGUUCAUGGUAGCACUGUAGUACGUCCUGUCCUCCAUGAGUUUGUGGAAGACAAACAAACUUGGGAUGUAUACAAACAAUUUCUGUGGGGACCUGCACUGCUCAUUAGCCCUGUACUGGAGAAUGCUACAUUAGUGUUGGCUUAUAUACCCAAUGCACGCUGGUAUGAUUAUUACACGGAGGAAUAUAUUGGUUUCAAGGGACAGUUCUACAACCUAUCAGCUCCUCUUGAACAUAUCAACCUUCAUAUCCGCGGAGGUUACAUCAUCCCAUGGCAGGACCCUGCUAAUAAUACCUUUUACAGCCGACAAAACUCAAUGGGGCUUACUGUUGCUUUAGAUGAUAAUGGGUUCGCUCAGGGUCAGCUUUACUGGGAUGAUGGGAACAGCAUUGAUGCAUAUGAACAGAGUGCUUAUCUAUUAGAAACAUUUAAUGCAAGUCAGAGUGUUUUAGAGAUUAAGGUUGUGCACAAUGGAUACACUGACCCAAAAAAUUUAAAAUUUGAUGAAAUUAAAGUCUUGGGAGUUGACAGAGUACCUUUAGCUGUUACAGUAAAACAAAAUGGUGUGACCGUUCCAUCUCUCCAUAAUGUCAACUACAAUGCUACAAAAAAGCUGCUGCAUAUUACUGGGCUUCAGCUUGAACUAGGGAAACCCUACUCAGUGGACUGGUCUUCAGUGGUUGAAGGCAAUGAAUCAGUGGUUGAAGACAAUGAAAAAUUUAACUGUUAUCCUGACUCAGGUGCAUCAGAAGAAAAUUGUACUGCUCGUGGCUGUAUCUGGCAGGUUGCCUCUAACUCCCUUGUACCAUCAUGUUACUACCCAAGUAAUUAUGGUUAUUCUGUCAGUAACAUUCAAAACACCGCUUCAGGUCUUACAGCUGACCUCUCCAGAGAUCCUAGUAUCCCUGACCGCUAUGGGGAUCGUUCUCCCCCUAUCAACACACUUCGCUUGGAAGUGAAAUAUCAUGACAACAACAUGUUGCAGUUCAAGAUUUAUGAUGCCAACAAUAAGAGAUAUGAAGUUCCAGUACCACUAUUUCUCCCUAGUACUCCAACAAGUACAGAAGCAGGUCGACUCUAUGAAGUGACAAUUCAGAACAAUCCAUUUGGUAUUCAAAUUCGGCGCAAACACACUGGAACAAUCAUUUGGGAUUCUCAGGUACCUGGCUUCACCUUUAGCGACAUGUUCAUUCAGAUUUCUACCCGUCUGCCAUCACAGUUUGUCUACGGAUUUGGUGAAACUGAACACACUACGUUUCGGCGUGAUAUGAACUGGAACACCUGGGGAAUGUUUACGAAAGACCAGUCCCCUGGUUACAAACUGAAUUCCUAUGGUGUCCAUCCCUUUUACAUGGGCCUGGAAAAUGAUGCAAAUGCUCAUGGAGUCCUCUUGCUUAACAGUAAUGCAAUGGAUGUCACAUUCCAGCCAACGCCUGCUCUGACAUAUCGCACUAUUGGAGGAAUUCUGGACUUUUACAUGGUGUUGGGCCCAACGCCGGAGUUGGUUGUUCAGGAAUACACUGCACUGAUUGGACGACCGGUCAUGCCACCAUACUGGGCUUUGGGAUUCCAGUUAUGCCGUUAUGGAUACAAAAAUGACUCCGAAGUCUCUGACCUCUAUGAGGCAAUGAAGGCAGCUCGGAUACCUUACGAUGUACAGUAUACAGACAUUGAUUACAUGGACCGGAAGUUAGACUUUACUCUCAGCCCAGACUUUGCAGGACUUCCUGCUCUGAUUAAUCGAAUAAAAGAAGAAGGAAUGAGAUUCAUCGCUAUUCUGGACCCAGCUAUCUCUGGCAAUGAGACAAAUGCUUAUACACCAUUCACAAGAGGUGUGCAGGAUGAUGUCUUCAUCAAAUGGCCUAACAGCACUGAGAUUGUCUGGGCAAAGGUUUGGCCAGAUUAUCCCAAUGUAGUAGUUAAUGAGUCUUUAGAUUUAGAAACACAGAUCAAGCUGUACAGAGCUUAUGCAGCUUUCCCAGAUUUCUUCCGCAAUUCGACAGCACAGUGGUGGCAAAGAGAAAUAGUAGACUUCUACACUAACCCAAAUGAUCCAGCGAAGAGUGUAAAAUUUGAUGGCCUGUGGACUGACAUGAAUGAACCAGCAAGCUUUAUUAAUGGAGCGGUUGAUGGCUGCAGAGAACCACUUCUAAACAACCCACCUUAUAUGCCACCUUUGGCAGAAAAGGAGAAAGGGUUGGAUCUUGUGACCUUGUGCAUGGAAAGUCAACAGUUCCUUCCAGAUGGGACCCCUGUCAGGCACUACGAUGUACAUAGUCUGUAUGGAUGGUCACAGGCAAAACCUACCUACGAUGCUGUACGCAAUGCCACAGGGGAACGUGGAAUUGUUAUCACCCGAUCAACAUAUCCCUCUAGCGGACAAUGGGCAGGUCACUGGCUUGGUGAUAACUAUGCAAGAUGGGACCAGCUUGAAAAAUCUAUUAUUGGUAUAAUGGAGUUUGGCCUCUUUGGAAUUUCCUAUAUUGGAGCAGAUAUCUGUGGCUUCUUCAAUGAUACAACACAUGAAAUGUGUGUCCGGUGGAUGCAGCUUGGAUCAUUUUACACCUAUUCUAGAAAUCAUAAUGUGAUAGGAACUCAGAGGCAAGAUCCUGUUUCCUUUGAUGAAAAGUUUCAAAAUAUUUCCAGAGAUAUACUCAAUACAAGAUACACACUGUUACCUUAUCUCUACACUUUAAUGCAUGAAGCCCAUGUUCUUGGUAGCAUUGUAACACGUCCUCUGCUUUUCGAGUUUGUAGAAGACAAACAUACGUGGGAUGUAUACAAACAGUUUUUGUGGGGCCCAGCACUGCUGAUUAGCCCUGUAUUGACUGAAGGAGCUACAGAAGUGAAUGCUUAUAUACCCAAUGCACGCUGGUAUGAUUAUUACACGGGAAAAUAUCUUGAAGUAAGGGGACAAUUCCAGACAUUGCCAGCACCUCUUGAGCAUAUCAAUCUUCAUAUCCGGGGUGGUUACAUCAUCCCCUGGCAAGAACCUGGUCUUAAUACCAAUCAAAGCCGACAAAACUUUAUGGGACUUACUGUUGCUUUGGAUGAUAACGAGGUCGCUCAAGGUCAGCUUUACUGGGAUGAUGGAGUAAGCAUUGACACAUAUGAAAAUGGUAAUUAUUUCUUAGCAACAUUUGCCACAAACCAGAGUGUUUUAGAGAUUAAAAUUGUGCACAAUGGAUACACUGACCCAAACGAUUUAAAAUUUGAUGAAAUUAAAGUCUUGGGAGUUGACAGAGUACCUUUAGCUGUUACAGUAAAACAAAAUGGUGUGACCGUUCCAUCUCUCCAUAAUGUCAGCUACAAUGCUACAAAAAAGCUGCUGCAUAUUACUGGGCUUCAGCUUGAACUAGGGAAACCCUACUCAGUGGACUGGUCUUCAGUGGUUGAAGGCAAUGAAUCAGUGGUUGAAGACAAUGAAAAAUUUAACUGUUAUCCUGACUCAGGUGCAUCAGAAGAAAAUUGUACUGCUCGUGGCUGUAUCUGGCAGGUUGCCUCUAACUCCCUUGUACCAUCAUGUUACUACCCAAGUAAUUAUGGUUAUUCUGUCAGUAACAUUCAAAACACCACUUCAGGUCUUACGGCUGACCUCUCCAGAGAUCCUAGUAUCCCUGACCGCUAUGGGGAUCGUUCUCCCCCUAUCAACACACUUCGCUUGGAAGUGAAAUAUCAUGACAACAACAUGUUGCAGUUCAAGAUUUAUGAUGCCAACAAUAAGAGAUAUGAAGUUCCAGUACCACUAUUUCUCCCUAGUACUCCAACAAGUACAGAAGCAGGUCGACUCUAUGAAGUGACCAUUCAGAACAAUCCAUUUGGUAUUCAGAUUCAGCGCAAACUCACUGGAACAAUCAUUUGGGAUUCUCAGGUACCUGGCUUCACCUUUAGCGACAUGUUCAUUCAGAUUUCUACCCGUCUGCCAUCACAGUAUGUCUACGGAUUUGGUGAAACUGAACACACUAUGUUUCGGCGUGAUAUGAACUGGAACACCUGGGGAAUGUUUACGAAAGACCAGUCCCCUGGUUACAAACUGAAUUCCUAUGGUGUCCAUCCCUUUUACAUGGGCCUGGAAAAUGAUGCAAAUGCUCAUGGAGUCCUCUUGCUUAACAGUAAUGCAAUGGAUGUCACAUUCCAGCCAACGCCUGCUCUGACAUAUCGCACUAUUGGAGGAAUUCUGGACUUUUACAUGGUGUUGGGCCCAACGCCGGAGUUGGUUGUUCAGGAAUACACUGCAUUGAUUGGACGACCGGUCAUGCCACCAUACUGGGCUUUGGGAUUCCAGUUAUGCCGUUAUGGAUACAAAAAUGACACCGAAGUCUCUGACCUCUAUGAGGCAAUGAAGGCAGCUCGGAUACCUUAUGAUGUACAGUAUACAGACAUUGAUUACAUGGACCGGAAGUUAGACUUUACUCUCAGCCCAGACUUUGCAGGACUUCCUGCUCUGAUUAAUCGAAUAAAAGAAGAAGGAAUGAGAUUCAUCGCUAUUCUGGACCCACCUAUCUCUGGCAAUGAGACAAAUGCUUAUACACCAUUCACAAGAGGUGUGCAGGAUGAUGUCUUCAUCAAAUGGCCUAACAGCACUGAGAUUGUCUGGGCAAAGGUUUGGCCAGAUUAUCCCAAUGUAGUAGUUAAUGAGUCUUUAGAUUUAGAAACACAGAUCAAGCUGUACAGAGCUUAUGCAGCUUUCCCAGAUUUCUUCCGCAAUUCGACAGCACAGUGGUGGCAAAGAGAAAUAGUAGACUUCUACACUAACCCAAAUGAUCCAGCGAAGAGUGUAAAAUUUGAUGGCCUGUGGACUGACAUGAAUGAACCAGCAAGCUUUAUUAAUGGAGCGGUUGAUGGCUGCAGAGAACCACUUCUAAACAACCCACCUUAUAUGCCACCUUUGGCAGAAAAGGAGAAAGGGCUGGAUCUCGUGACCUUGUGCAUGGAAAGUCAACAGUUCCUGCCAGAUGGGACCCCUGUCAGGCACUAUGAUGUACAUAGUCUGUAUGGAUGGUCACAGGCAAAACCUACCUACGAUGCUGUACGCAAUGCCACAGGGGAACGUGGAAUUGUUAUCACCCGAUCAACAUAUCCCUCUAGCGGACAAUGGGCAGGUCACUGGCUUGGUGAUAACUAUGCAAGAUGGGACCAGCUUGAAAAAUCUAUUAUUGGUAUAAUGGAGUUUGGCCUCUUUGGAAUUUCCUAUAUUGGAGCAGAUAUCUGUGGCUUCUUCAAUGAUACAACAUAUGAAAUGUGUGUCCGGUGGAUGCAGCUUGGAUCAUUUUACACCUAUUCUAGAAAUCAUAAUGUGAUAGGAACUCAGAGGCAAGAUCCUGUUUCCUUUGAUGAAAAGUUUCAAAAUAUUUCCAGAGAUAUACUCAAUACAAGAUACACACUGUUACCUUAUCUCUACACUUUAAUGCAUGAAGCCCAUGUUCUUGGUAGCAUUGUAACACGUCCUCUGCUUUUCGAGUUUGUAGAAGACAAACAUACGUGGGAUGUAUACAAACAGUUUUUGUGGGGCCCAGCACUGCUGAUUAGCCCUGUAUUGACUGAAGGAGCUACAGAAGUGAAUGCUUAUAUACCCAAUGCACGCUGGUAUGAUUAUUACACGGGAAAAUAUCUUGAAGUAAGGGGACAAUUCCAGACAUUGCCAGCACCUCUUGAGCAUAUCAAUCUUCAUAUCCGGGGCGGUUACAUCAUCCCCUGGCAAGAACCCGGUCUUAAUACCAAUCAAAGCCGACAAAACUUUAUGGGACUUACUGUUGCUUUGGAUGAUAACGAGGUCGCUCAAGGUCAGCUUUACUGGGAUGAUGGAGUAAGCAUUGACACGUAUGAAAAUGGUAAUUAUUUCUUAGCAACAUUUGCCGCAAACCAGAGUACCGUUAAUAUGAGUGUGGUGUAUAACAACUUCCUAACUAACACAAAUCCAUUGAAAUUUGGCUAUAUGAACAUCUGGGGAAUAGGAAACCAAUCGAUUACAAAUGUUACUGUCAUUUAUGAUGGACAGACACAUACGAUUACUAACUUCACCAGUAACCAAGGAAAUCAGGUGCUACAAAUUGAUUUUACCGAGAAAAUAUUCAGCAUUGAAAAAUUUACACAACUUAUAUGGACAACAAGCAAUUAACCAUCUGUGGACAACAGGCAGUUUUAAAGCAUCUCUAGAGGCAUAUUUUCAUCAGCUGUUGUAUUUUGUUCAGCUAUACUAAUAGCGAAAAAACAAAGAAAUAAAAAAGGUCUAUUGUGCAUACUACUGCACUAAGACAUGUAAUUUUGCCUGUGCCACUUAAUUCUGACAUGAUUAGUAGGGAUGUUUGUUUAGCUUGCACACAUGGGUAGGAGCCCAUUUUGAAACAUACAUGUCAUAUUAAUGAAAACAUAUGUUAAGAUUUCUCUGAGAUCUUUUGCUGAGUAAUAAAGAGAGCUUAUUUUUUUCAAAUUAUUGAGGUGGAGAAAAAAGCCAGUGAAAUAUAAUAUGACACUAUGAAAAUGUUCUUUACCUUGCCAUUUUUAAAUUUCUAUAUGCAUUGUGUUUUAUACAAUACAGUACACCUUUUCAUGUAAUUUAUCCUACUAUGUGC
Molecule: messenger RNA, 11657 nt
Organism: Mauremys reevesii (Reeves's turtle)
Lineage: Eukaryota; Metazoa; Chordata; Testudines; Geoemydidae
Gene: SI
Product: sucrase-isomaltase
Exons: 94
Coding region: 338-11203 (3621 amino acids)
Biological process (GO): carbohydrate metabolic process
Molecular function (GO): carbohydrate binding; alpha-1,4-glucosidase activity
Source: RefSeq, a predicted model, not a curated record